Closterium sp. NIES-65 is the source of this 1374-nucleotide messenger RNA. Lineage: Eukaryota; Viridiplantae; Streptophyta; Zygnematophyceae; Desmidiales; Closteriaceae. The record is from the annotation of a GenBank genome assembly.
AUGCUCAUCCCCUGUGGUGCCACCACGGCUGCUUGCGCUGCUGCUUCCUUGACCGCAACCUCCCUUGCCCCCACCUCCUCCUUUGCCGUUGUUCUUGCUCUGCUUGCGGGGCUGGGUAGCGUUGAGGGAGGAGGAGGAGGGUUGGGAGGAGGCGAGGUUGACAAUGGGAGUGCGGAGUUUGACUUCAGUAUCAAUGAUCCACUGUUCAACGGAGGCGAGAUCAGCCAUGGGAUUGGCUUCGGUAAAGGCGUAAAGGCGGGAUUCAUAGUCUGGGGUGAGGUUAAAAAGGAGGCGGUGGAUUUGGAGGGGUUCGGAGAGGCCGGCUUGGCGGGCUUCGAGGCGAUCAGCUACCUCUCUCAUGCGUCCGACAUAGUCAACCGCUCCGUCACAGAUGACCGAGGCACGGAGUUCCCGAGCCUGGAAGCGGCGCAUGAGGGAGUCAGGGAGAGCACCAAGGAGAACGGUGCAGGCGCGGGUGUCAGCAGCUGUCCAUGCGAUAAGUUUUGGGGUGAAGGCAGCCAUGUCGUCUUUGUAUUUGGCGACGAUGGCGAGGUGAGCAUUGCGGCCAGCAAUCGCCUGGUCAUAGGCGUCAACUGCUGCAUCGUACUCGGCUUUGCGGAUAAGUGGUCACGGAGGAGAGCGGCGCGGGCGGUAGCGGCAGGUGAGGCCGCGGUUGGUGAGGCAGCGGCUGGCUGCGGCGGCGCUAACGCGGAGGCGGCGUCGAGGCGGUUGAGCGGCGCGGGCGGCGGCGGCGGCUGGCGAGGCCGCGGCUGCGCUGGCGCGGAGGCGACGUCGAGGCCGCGGAGGGAGCGGCGCGGGCGGCGGCGGCUGGCGAGGCCGCGGCUGCGCUGGCGCGGAGGCGGCGUCGAGGCCGCGGAGUGGCGCGGGCGGCGGCGGCUGGCGAGGCCGUGGCGAGGCGGGCGCGGAGGCGGCGUCGGGGCCGCGGAGGGGAGCGGCACGGGCGGCGGCGGCUGGCGAGGCCGCGGCUGCGCUGGCGCGGAGGCGGCGUUGAGGCCGCGGAGGGGAGCGGCGCGGGCGGCGGCGGCUAGCGAGGCCGCGGCUGCGCUGGCGCGGAGGCGGCGUCGAGGCCGCGGAGGGGAGCGGCGCGGGCGGCGGCGGCUGGCGAGGCCGCGGCUGCGCUGGCGCGGAGGCGGGGUCGAGGCUGCGGAGGGGAGCGGCGCGGGCGGCGGCGGCUGGCGAGGCCGCGGCUGCGCUGGCGCGGAGGCGGCGUCGAGGCCGCGGAGUGGCGCGGGCGGCAGCGGCUGGGAGGCCGCGGCGAAGCGGGCGCGGAGGCGGCGAGAAGGCCGCGGAAGGGAGUGGCGCGGGCCGCAGCGGCUAGGGAGGCCGAGGAGCUGUGGAGGGAAAGGGCGCUAA